UCGAGUCGCUUUGCUUUUCUCUCUCGCUGCUGCGCUGCGGCCACUUAACCUCGUGUUGUUGGGGGAAGGCCCUAGCUCGGCUGGUCUUUGCACUCUGUAGUUGUACCUCGGGUCCCUUCAGGUUCAGGAAGAACCUCCCGCCCGUGCAUCUGACCAGCGAGUGACGCCGGUGAGUCCGCCGCUCCAUCUCCGGCCAUCUGGUUAAUCUUGGAUGUCCAUGGACGGCAAGACGCCUCAUCUUCUGCCUCUGAGUCUGAGCGCGGCCACGAAGAAGAUCCGCGAUGACGUCCCACUGGUCUGCGGAUGGGUGCUCAUCAACGCCUUCACCUUGGCAGUCGCCUACAUAGCCGUCGAGUACUUGGACGCCUCGUGCAGCCAGUCCUCCUUCAUCAUGCCGUGCAUCGAGCUGACGGACGCGGAGGCUGCCAGGGUAACCGCCCUCUUCAUCGGGACUCUGUGCUGCGCCCCGGCCCAGGCGGCCGCGGCGGCGCUGGCGCUGCUGCUCCCAUGCUGCCGUCGCCGGGGCCGUCGUGCCCUCGCGUACCUCGCGCUCACGGUGACCGUCCUCUGCCAUUGCAUGCAGGCCGGCACCGUCUGGGUCUUCCUCGCCGCCGAUCCAGGAUACAUCUUCGGCUGGAUCUACUUCCCCGCGGGCUACUGCUUCUUUGCGGUGUGCGACUUCCUCAGCUUCCGGGCGCUCCUGGGAGGUGAUGGGUGGGGCAUGCAGUACGUAGCCUAUUUCUGAUCAUGUUCGUGGAUCAGCUCAUGAGGUACUGAUCAGAGCGUAGUAGUUCCAGGGAAUAACGUAGAGUAUGCAUUAGUUCUGCUGUGACGAUCGAUGGAGUAGUGCCGUAUUUGCGAAUCUAGUACUAGCGUGUAGUGUUGAUGUCCAGAUUGACUCUAGCUAGUAGUUAGAUACCCCAUCUGGGUAAUGCUGGCUAUAUAACUAGACUGGAUGGAUUGUGGUUAUCUUUGAUGUAUUCGACCUUAAUUUUCUCUAUGUGAUCGUCAGACAUGACUUACAUA
Messenger RNA from Hordeum vulgare subsp. vulgare (domesticated barley), 1026 nucleotides. RefSeq lists its product as uncharacterized. NCBI's taxonomy places the organism in Eukaryota, Viridiplantae, Streptophyta, Magnoliopsida, Poales, Poaceae. The coding region runs from base 212 to 745 and encodes 177 amino acids. The transcript is spliced from 3 exons. The record is from RefSeq and is a predicted model, not a curated record.